AGGCUGACCCUUUGGAGCUCCGGAGGCCUUCCAGCGCCUGAUGUUUCUCCUGGAAGGCGGGGAGGUGACCAGACACGGCUCCUUUCUGAGCCCCUCCAGGGCCAGCUGGUCCGGGACCCUUCUUCACUCUGGGGAGUGGGUGGUUUCCCUGAAAGGUGGAGCUGGAGUAGUAGCCAGCCCUGGUACCCAGAACAGAGUGGAGGCGGGGGCAGGAGAGCCUGGGAAUCCCUGGUAAAUCUGUGGGAAGUGACCUGAGGCUGGCUUCUGCCUCAACCGCUCCCCCAAACCCACCAGUAUCUCCACAAAUGGAUCAUGAGGCCCUGGGGAUCAAAGAAGGGGGCAGGAAGGGAUCAGAAAGAGGGCCACCCCCGCGGGGCCACACUGUUGAUUGUUACCAAGAACAGGAAGCUAGGAUACCACAGGGGUGGGGAGGAGGAAGCAGGCAAAGCCUUCCCCCCACGGGUCCGCCAGUGCCUCCAGGUUUCUACCAGGUUUCCAGGGGCUGGGCCUCAUGCUGCGCCAUGAGCACGCCCUCUACCUUCCCAAGGCUGGGCCCAGCAGCAGUUUGAGGAGCUGGAAGCUGAUUUCUCGGGUGAAGAGCAAGGAAGCUGGGGGCCAGGAGAUGGGAGAGAAAUGCCUGGACAUCUGUGGAGGUGUGGGGCUAGAGCUCAGGAGGGGUGAGCGCACCACCCACAAGCCUCAGGUGGGACAAGCUGCCCUGCAGCCGCUUCUCCCCAGACUGGCCAGGCUGCUGGAAUGGGGGAAGGCCCGGAGUUCCCUCAGAGCGACUCCUCCACCCCCAGAACCUUCCUCAUUCCUGGGGUGGAACAGCCCCAGACAGCUCUCAAACCUUCGUCUCUCCAGUCACUGAUUUGCCUUCCAGAGUUGGCGUUUAGGUUCUGGCCACCCUUGACUCCAGAGAAAGCACAGCAAGAGUUGAAAGCCAGAAAGAGCCACGUGCACUGAAUCUAAGCCGUGGCAUGUAAGCCAUGUGACCUCGGGUCAGUUACUGAACUUCCCUGAGGCUCAGUCUCCACAUCAGGCUCCUCUCUUCCCAGGCAGAGGAUCCUGGCCUGCUCUGAUCCAUCAAAUGGGCCUGGGCCUCUGAAGUGCUCGGGAGCUGUCAGCUGGAGAAGCCAGCCCGGCGAGGGAGCCGGUGGGGGGCAUCAUGUCUGGCAGGAGGAUCCAUGUCUCCUCUCUCCCAGACCCCCUUCCUCCUGACUGCCCCCUUUCUCCGGCUAGUCUGCAGGGACAGAGCUGCCUGGGCACAUGCCCCCCUCCUCUCACCAGGCCCCAGUCCCAGGCCUGCCAGCCAUAACUUGCUGUCCCCAGUGUCAGAAGCCCCUUGGAGGGGCAGCUGUGUCUGGAAUUCCCUGAGGUUCUUGCUCCCCAGCAGUACCUGGGGAGCAGGCCAGGCUGCUGCCAGCCACAGCGUCAAAGGCUGCCACCCUGUAAAAUUCUGAAAGGGAAGAUCAUGGGCAUGGGGCCUGCUGCUGGGGCCAGGACUCCGGGGUCCCGCACAUUCCACAUGUCUUGCUCCCCUCCCUAGCCCUCUUCAUUCCUCUCUCGAGAAGCCCUAGGCUCAUAGGUCCUCCCCUACAUCGCCCCCAAAUCCUGGGCCAGCCUAGGCCUGCUUCUGCCCCAGUGUGACAGGCUCCUGCUUGCCCCUGGCUGUGUGGGGGAGACAGAGACGCAGUGAGCUAGGAGCUGGAAGGCCUUAUCCGGGAGAAGCAGGGAGACACUGGAGGAGAGAGCCUGGGGACCCUGCUGUCCCUCUCCCCACUCCGUGAUGUCCUUGGACACCCCAGAUAGACAUCGGGAUGAGGCCCUCAAUCCUGUUUGCUGCCUUCCUCUGGCUCCGGGGUCUCUUGGCCAAGGGAGAUGAAUGUCUCACCCUGGCAGGGAGCCUGGAUGAAGAGAGUGGAGGACCACCUCUGAAAGUGAACAUCAGCAGCCGGGGGAGGCCUACUAGCCUCUUUCUGAGCUGGGCAGCCCCAGGGCCAGGCAAGUUGAGCCAUGCCCUCCGCCUCACCCACCUGAGUCCCCUGGGCUCUCCAGAAGGGCAGCCGCUCCAGGCCCACACCAACGCAUCCAGCUUUGAGUUCCGGGACCUGGUGCCAGGAAGUCGCUACCUGCUGGAAGUGACUGCCCUGCGACCUUGCGGACAGAAUGCCACCGUCACCCUCGCUGCCCGCACAGCCCCCUCGACAGUCUGCAACCUGCGGCUCCACAGCCCUGGGAGCCCAUCCAGCCUCGAGGCCUCGUGGGGCGCUGCCCCUGGGGAACGGGAUGGCUACCAACUUCUCCUCUAUCACCUAGAAUCCCAGACAUUGGCGCAUAACAUCUCCAUGCCACCAGGCACCCUGUCCUACAAUUUUAGCAACCUCCUUCCAGGUAGCGAGUAUGUUCUAGAGGUUACCACCUGGGCUGGCAACCUCCAGGCAAAGACCAGCAUCCGUCAGUGGACAGCCCCCCUGUCUCCUCCUGAGCUGGUGCUGCGGACCCUGAGCACCAGAGCCCUGCAAGCCUCCUGGAACGGCUCUGAGGGGGCUGCCUGGCUCCACCUGGUGCUCACGGACCUCCUGGGUGGCACCAACCUGACCGCCGUAGUCAGACGUGGCGUCUCCAAUCACACCUUCCUUCACCUCUCUCCGGGCACCCCCUACGAGCUGACGCUCAGUGCCGUUGCCGGGCGCCAGCGGGUGGCGGGGCCCAAUGCCACCCAGUGGACCUAUCCCUCUGCCCCUCUGGACCUGGUGCUCAUUCCCCUAAGCUCCGUGCUCCAAGCAAGCUGGCAGGCAGGGCCUGGUGCCCGCGAUGGCUACCUGCUCAGGCUAAGCGGGCAGGUGGAGAAGAACACCACUCAGGACCCUGGAGCGCUCAACGCCACUUUCCCAGGGCCCCUGCCCGCUGGACACUACACUUUGGAGCUGGGGGCUCUGGCUGGGCCCUAUGGUGCCUGGGCGCAGGCCAGUGCCUGGCUGCAUGGUUCUGCCGCCCAGCCCAGACAAAGCAAUGGUACCACGCUGCAGCUGGAUGGGCUGGCAGCCACCAGGGAGCCCAGGACACAGGCACUGCUCUACACCGAGGGAGCCUCAGGCCUCCUCGGAAACAUCUCCGUGCCAUCUGCUACUACCCGGGUCACUACUCAGAGCCUCCCAGACCAUACCAAGCCCCAGGCACCACAGUCCCUGGAGGUCACCAGCAGGGGCAGCCCCUCUGACCUGGCCAUUGGUUGGGCCCCCGUACCAGGGCAGCAGGAAGGCUACAGGGUCACCUGGCAGCAGGAGGGCAGCCAGAGGUCACUGGGCAGUCUUGUCGACUUGGGACCAGAUAGCUCCAACCUGACUCUGAGGAGUCUAGUGCCCGGCUCCUGCUACACUGUGUCCGUGUGGACCUGGGCAGGGAACCUCAGCUCCAGCGUUCUGAGGGCCCGUGCCUGCACCCUCCCUGGUCCUCCUGCCAACCUGACCCUGGGCCUUGCCUCCCGGCCUGCUGCCCUGAUGGCCUCCUGGAGCCCCCCACCGGGGGGCAGGGACGGCUUCCAGCUGUGGCUUUACCGCUUGAGGCCCCUGACUCUGGAAAGCAAGGAGACUCUAGCUCCGGAGGCUCAGAACUUCUCCUGGGUGCAGCUGCCCCCGGGCACUGAGUUCCUGGUUCAGCUGGUGACCCUGCGGGGUCCAGAUGAGAGCAGCAGCGCCAAUGCUACCGGCUGGACGCCCCCCCUCGCCCCCCCUCUGGUAAAUGUGACCACUGAAGGUCCCAACCAGCUCCGGGCAUCCUGGCUCCAUGCUCCCGGGGCACGAGACGGCUACCAGGUGACUCUGUACCAGGCAGGUGCCCAGGCAGGCACCAGCCCCGUGGGAGCUCAGGUGGACAGCACCAGCUUCUCCGCUCUGACCCCGGGCACUCAGUACGAGGUGGAGAUUAUCUCGAAAGCUGGGCCCCUCCACUCGGCAGCAGCCAACGCCUCUGGCUGGACCUCCCCGCUCACGCCCAAUGAGCUAUUGGUGUCGAUGCAGGCGGGCAGUGCUGUCAUCAGCCUGGCCUGGGCCAGUGGCCCCCUGGGACAUGGGGUGUGCCAUGCCCAAAUCUCAGAGACUGGGCACCUCUCCUGGGAGCAGCCCCUGCGGCUCGGCCAGGCCCGCCUGGUUCUCCGGGACCUCACACCCGGACGCAAUCUCUCCCUGUCCGUGCUGUGCCGGGCGGGGCCGCUGCAGGCUUCCACUCACCCCGUGGUGCUGCCUGUUGAGCCUGGCCCUGUGGAGGAUGUGCGGUGUCAGCCAGAGGCCACGCGCCUGGCCCUGAGCUGGAUGGUGCCCUCGGGGGACGUGGACGUCUGUCUGGUGGCGGCAGAGCAGCUGGCAGCGGGAGGGAGUGCUCACCUCGUCUUCCAGGCCAACACCUCGGGGGACUCUCUCCUCUUGCCCAGCCUGGUGCCUGCCACUUCCUAUCGCCUCAGCCUCGCCGUGCUGGGCAGGAACGGUCUGUGGAGUCGUGGGGUCACCCUGGUGUGCGCCACUUCUGCGGAGGGCUGGCACCCCCCGGACUUAGCGGCAGCCCCCCAGCUGGAGUCAGAGGCGGGGAUGGGGGUGAUGAUCACACAGGGUAUGUUUGGCAAGGACGAUGGGCAGAUCCAGUGGUAUGGCAUCAUUGCUACUACCAACAUGUCACUGGUUCGGCCUCCCCAGGAAGCCAUCAACCACACGUGGUAUGACCACUACUAUGGAGGACGUGACUCCUACCUGGCCAUCCUGCUUCCCAACCCCUUCUACCCUGGGCCCUGGGCUGUGCCGAGAUCCUGGAUGGUGCCUAUGGGUACAGAGGACUGUGGCCAGACCCAGGAGAUAUGUAACGGGCAACUCAAGCCGGGUUCCCAGUAUAGGUUCAGUGUUGUGGCUUUUACCAGAUACAGCCCUCCUGAGACCAUUAUCUCCUUCUCGGCCUUCUCAGAGCCCCGGGCCAGCAUCCCUGGGGCAGCCAUGCCCCUCCCAGCGGCGGCGGGCAUCAUGGGGGGCUGUGUCCUCACCGUCUGUGCCAUGCUGGGCCUGCUGUGCUGGAGGAGGGUGAAGGGGCAGAGGGCAGAGAAGAAUCGGUUUUCCCAAGAGCUGACAGCUUUUAACCUGCGGCGGACCCACCGGCCCAUCCCGAUUCAGAGUUUCCGGCAGAGCUAUGAGGCCAAGAGUGCACACGCACACCAGGCUUUCUUUCAGGAGUUCGAGGAGCUGAAGGAGGUGGGCAAGGAGCAGCCCAGGCUGGAGGCGGAGCACCCGGCCAAUGCCGCCAAGAACCGUUACCCACACGUGCUACCCUAUGACCACUCCCGGGUCAGGCUGACCCCGCUGGACGGAGAGCCCCACUCCGACUACAUCAACGCCAACUUCAUCCCAGGCUACAGCCACCCACAGGAAUUUAUUGCCACCCAGGGGCCUCUCAAGAAAACUCUGGAGGACUUCUGGCGGCUUGUGUGGGAGCAGCAAGUUCACAUCAUUGUCAUGCUGACUGUGGGCAUGGAGAAUGGAAGGGUGCUGUGUGAGCAUUACUGGCCAUCAGACCCUACCCCCAUCACCCACGGUCACAUCACAGUCCACCUGCUGGCCGAGGAGCCCGAGGAUGAGUGGACCAAGCGGGAAUUCCAGCUGCAGCAUGUGGCCCAGCCGCAGCGGCGGCGGAGGGUGAAACAGCUGCAGUUCACCACCUGGCCUGACCACAGCAUCCCCGAGGCUCCCGGCUCCCUGCUCGCCUUCGUGGAGCUGGUACAGGAGCAGGCGAGGGCCACCCAGGGCGCGGGCCCCGUCCUGGUGCACUGCAGCGCGGGGGUGGGCCGCACGGGCACCUUCGUGGCCCUGUCGAGGCUGCUGCGGCAGCUGGAGGAGGAGCAGGCGGUGGACGUGUUCAACGCCGUGUACGCACUGCGGCUCUACCGGCCGCUCAUGAUCCAGACCCCGAGCCAAUACAUCUUCCUGCACAGCUGCCUCCUGAACAAGAUUCUGGAAGGGCCCUCUGACACUUUUGAGUCCCAGCCCAUCUCAGUGACGAACUUUGCACAGGCCUGCGCCAAGAGGGCGGCCAAUGCCAACGCUGGCUUCUUGAAGGAGUACAAGCUGCUGCUCCAGGCCAUCAAGGACGUGGCUGACUCUUCAGCGCCCCCUCCUGGCUAUGAGCAGGACAGCAUGGUCUCCUACGACUAUUCUCAAGUGCGGUUUUCUCCGAUGGAGGACAGCCCCCCUAAUGAGAUGCUCGAAGCCUGGCUCUUCCCGGGUGGGCCUUCUGGCCAUGACCACGUUGUGCUGACCGGCCCCGCAGGGCCCGAGGAGCUCUGGGAGCUGGUGUGGGAGCACGAGGCCCAGGUGCUGGUCUCCCUGUGCCCGCCUGACACCUGGGAGAAGUCACAGGAGUUCUGGCCAACGGAGACACGGCCUGUUGUCACAAGCAUGGUGACAGUGCACUGGGUGGCCGAGAGCAGCACGGCAGGCUGGCCCUGUACCGUCCUGAGGGUCAUACACGGGAAGAGCAGGAAGGAAAGGCCGGUGCAGAGACUGCUAUUCCCGUGCUGGGAGCCAGGGCGUGAGCUCCCGGCCACCACCCUGCUACCCUUCUUGGCUGCCGUGGGCCGGUGCUGCUCUCGGGACAAGACGAAGCCAGGCACACUGCUCAGCCAUUCCAGCAGGGGUGUGGCCCAGCUGGGCACCUUCCUGGCCAUGGACCAGCUGCUUCAGCAGGCAGGGGCCGAGUGCACCGUGGACAUCUUUAACGUGGCCUUGCAGCAGUCACAGGCCUGUGGCCUCAUGACCCCAACUCUGGAGCAGUAUAUAUACCUCUACACCUGUCUGAACAGCGCGCUCACGGACGGGCUGCCUUGAGUCGGCACCAGUCACUGUGCCUGUGCAGGAGCAGAAGAGGUCUGGGCCCGGCUGGGCCGUGACAAUCAGCCUCAGCAAGGCCCUGGGGCCUGGCUUCCCUGGGAGGGCAGCCUGCACGCUGGGCCCUGUGUUGUGAAGGGGCAGAAUUGAGGAAUAAAGAAUGUGGUCAAGCCUGA
Molecule: messenger RNA, 7039 nt
Organism: Ailuropoda melanoleuca (giant panda)
Lineage: Eukaryota; Metazoa; Chordata; Mammalia; Carnivora; Ursidae
Product: receptor-type tyrosine-protein phosphatase V-like
Exons: 36
Coding region: 1821-6863 (1680 amino acids)
Biological process (GO): peptidyl-tyrosine dephosphorylation involved in inactivation of protein kinase activity
Cellular component (GO): signaling receptor complex
Molecular function (GO): protein binding; protein tyrosine phosphatase activity
Source: RefSeq, a predicted model, not a curated record